GGGUCGGGCUCUCUGAGCGAAAGCUUUAUUCAUCUCACAGAGCUGAACAGAAAUUAGUUGGACAUGUCUCCAUCCGGUUCAACAAAGGGUGAAAGUAGUGGUCUAAACCAGCACUAUGAAGAGAAGGUCCGUCCAUGCAUUGACCUAGUGGACUCUCUCAGGGCAUUAGGUGUUGAAAAGGACCUGAACCUACCUGCUAUUGCUGUCAUCGGUGACCAGAGCUCAGGAAAGAGUUCAGUCCUGGAAGCCUUGUCUGGAGUGGCGCUGCCUAGGGGAACAGGUAUUGUGACACGCUGUCCUCUUGUACUUAAACUGAAGAAAAUCACAAAGGACAAAAGCUGGCAUGGAUUGCUGACAUAUGAUGAUAAAAUAAGGGAACUCAAGGACCCUACAAAAAUUGAGAAAGCUGUCUUAAAUGCUCAGACUGCAUUGGCUGGAACAGGUGAAGGGAUCAGCCAAGAAAUGAUCACUCUGGAGAUCCAGUCAUGUGAUGUGCCUGACCUCACUCUUAUUGACCUGCCAGGUAUUGCUAGAGUCGCCACUGGCAACCAGCCACAAGACAUUGAGAAACAAAUAAAAAGUCUCAUUGAAAAGUUCAUCAAAAGACAAGAGACCAUCAGCUUGGUUGUGGUGCCUGCAAACAUUGACAUCGCCACCACAGAGGCUCUGAAGAUGGCAUCCACAGUCGAUUCAACUGGACAAAGGACUUUGGGUAUUCUGACUAAACCAGAUUUAGUGGACAAAGGCAUGGAGGACACGGUGGUCAGAACAGUCAAUAAUGAAGUGAUACCACUGAAGAAGGGCUACAUGAUAGUCAAGUGUCGAGGCCAGCAAGACAUCAAUGACAAGCUUGGUCUGGUUGAAGCUCUGGAAAAAGAAAGAAGAUUUUUUGAUGAACAUCCUCAUUUCAGGUCUCUUCUUGAAGACAGAAAAGCUACAAUACCCCUUCUUGCAGAAAGACUCACAAAAGAAUUGGUUGAACACAUUGCUAAAAAUCUGCCACAGCUGCAGAAUCAGCUUGAGAUGAAAUUAGUGAAGACAGCUGCUGAUCUUAGAGGACUGGGAGAUGGUGUUCCUCUUGAUGAAAACGAGAAGAGCAAUUUUCUGAUUAUGAAAAUUCGCCAGUUUAAUGAUGUUCUUGAAAGAGUUCAGAUGGCAGAAGAGGAUGUUGAAAAACCAGACACAAGGGUCUUUUCAAAAAUCAGAGGUGAAUUUGUCAAAUGGAAACGCAUCCUGAAUUCCAAAGCCAUCAAGACGGAGGAAACCCUCAGAGAUGAAGUACAAGAGUAUGUAAAGACACGCAGAGGAAAGGAGCUUCCUGGGUUUGUGAACUACAGAACCUUCGAGAACAUUGUCAAGAAACACAUCGAGGAGCUUCAUGAACCUGCUUUAAAGCUGCUCAAAGAUGUUACAGACAUUGUCCACUCCAGUGUAGACCAUAUCGUUAAUGCUCAUUUUAACGCCUUCUCUCCACUGAUGAGGGCUGCGAAAGAUCCAACUGAAGAUUUCCUCCAUGAGCAGUUUCAGAGGGCUGAGGAAAAAAUACAUUCUCAGUUUAAGAUGGAGAGGAUUGUCUACUCUCAAGACGAUCUUUACAGUGACCAGCUAACCACUGCAAAAAAUAAUUUAAGAGGAUAUGGUCUGCAGUCACCCAAUGUCAGUGCAGAUGUACGGGAGAUGGCAUACCAUCUCACCUCCUAUUUAACGAUUGCCUGUGAGCGUCUGGCUAACCAGAUUCCUCUGAUAGUCCAGUAUCACAUGCUGAACCAGUACAUCUCUCAGCUUCAGAAUGCAAUGCUUGGCCUUAUUGGAAAGAACAGUCCAGGGAAGCUGCUCUGUGAAGAUUCUGGUGUUGCCCGUAAAAGAAAAGAUCUGAAAGAGCGUCUGGAGCGCCUCAAGAGUGCAGGAAGAGUCUUGUCUAAGUUUGUGCAUUCUGCAUAAUUGAGGAUAGAGCUGUCGCCUCACAGCAGGAAGGUCACUGGUUUGAGUCCCGGCUGGGUGUGUGACAUUGGAAAAGGCUACAAAUUGCUUUAAAAUCCCAAAUGUUAAAAAUUGUAUCCCUGUUUUUCCUAUUGCAUGUUACUGGUCUUAUUGUGAAUGGUUUAUUCACUUUGUUACUAUAUUGUCGUUUUGAAAAAUGUAUUUUGCCUAAUAAUUCUUAAUCAAAUUGUCAGAAUUUAAACUGUUAAUAAACCAAAUAAUUUGUCGCAUUAGAUCCUGAUGAUUGGCUAUAAAUGGAAAUUAAAUACACUCAGGAUAUGUAUAUUAUAUGUACUGUAUAUUAUAUAUAACUGAUUUCUUUCAUCUUUAUCUUGAUAACAGUAAAUAAUAUUUGACUAGAUACUUUUAUAAUAUUUGACUUGAUAUAUUUUUCUAGACACUUCCAUACAGCUUAAAGGGACAUUUAAAGGCUUAACUAGGUUAAUUAGGUUAACUAGGCAGGUUAGGGUAAUUAGGCAAGUUAUUGUUUAAUGAUGGUUUGUUCUGUAGAUAAACGAGAAAAAAUAUAGCUUAAAGGGGCUAAUAAUUUUAGACCUUAAAAUGGCUUUUAAAAAUUAAAAACUGCUUUUAUUCUAGCUUAAAUAAAACAAAUAAGACUUUCUCCAGAAGAAAAAAAUAUUAUCAGACAUACUGUCAAAAUUUCCUUGCCCUGUUAAACAUCAAUUGGGAAUAUAUAUAUGUAUAUAUAUAUAUACUGCACAUUUAUGUAUUGCAGUGUACCCUUUUAGUCCAACACAUAAAUACAAAUACAAGCAAAACAUAAUUAAUUCCCAUGGCUCUUGACAAUAUAUAGAGGUCUUUUGAAAUGAAAUGACAGGUGUGUGCAAGCAUCUGAACAUUGAUCAGAGCUUUGUUUAUGAGCAAGUUCACAAGAGUCUGGAGGACACACACACACACAUUUCAAGAAAAAUCCAACAGAAACAAAAGCUUUGCUGUUUUUGUGGGUAUUUCCCACACAAAAGGGCAGGGCACAAAUGGGCAGAGUAAACUGAAACGUACAGUGAAUAAUGCAUAACGUGCAAUGACAUGAUGAAAUCUGCAGCAUUUUUCUAUGAACAAUUGAUUCAAGUCAAUAAAGAAAGUCCCAUAAAACCUUAAAGUGAAAGGAAAACCAUUCAUUUAUUCAGUUUGAGCAAGCUUCAACAUAUUCACUCUGAUUUAAAUCAUCACUCAGAUCUUUCCAAUGCCAAAUGUUCUACUCUAAUAAUCAAACUCUUUUUAGACGUAAAGAUAUACAGGGUACAUAAUUAAAAUGCGAAAGUCAAUAUUCUGACCGUAUUUUUCCUAAACACAUUUUACCCAUUUGAAAAUUUACCCAUUUUUUCUUAAAAAUAUUGCCAAACUAUGACAAAUGUUAUAAAAGUCUGGAGCAGAAAAGCAAAUUUCUGCUUUAAUGACUUUGUGACUAGAUAUUAGUUGUCAGGGUUCUUUGUGUGUCAAGUGAUGUUUCACCAUGUUGUGUUCCAUGUGCUUAUGUUUUCGUCUUGUGAUCCCUUUGGUCAGUUUUCCCGCCUGUUUUUAGUCUGAUGAGUCUCACCUGUGUUUUACCCAUGUGUGUAAUUAGUUUAAUGAAGUCUGGUGUUAAACGUCAUUCUUGUUGUCUUCACCCCAAGAUUCCUGUGUGUCGAUG
Molecule: messenger RNA, 3631 nt
Organism: Danio aesculapii
Lineage: Eukaryota; Metazoa; Chordata; Actinopteri; Cypriniformes; Danionidae
Gene: mxe
Product: myxovirus (influenza virus) resistance E
Exons: 12
Coding region: 64-1941 (625 amino acids)
Biological process (GO): defense response to virus
Cellular component (GO): membrane; nucleus; cytoplasm
Molecular function (GO): GTP binding; GTPase activity; microtubule binding
Source: RefSeq, a predicted model, not a curated record